This is a messenger RNA of Pelodiscus sinensis (Chinese soft-shelled turtle), 2440 nucleotides long. Lineage: Eukaryota; Metazoa; Chordata; Testudines; Trionychidae. The record is from RefSeq and is a predicted model, not a curated record.
GUUCUCCCCUUCUCCCACAGGCCUGAGCCACGUGGCGCAGCAGCCUGAGGUGAAUCCUCCCCAGGGUCGCUGCCCCCAUAAAGAGCCAUGGCCCUGGACACCGUGAAGGAGCUGCUGAGCUUUGACUGCGGCUCGCUUGUGGCCUACCAGUUAGAUAAAAACUCUCAGCUGGAUUCCAUCAGCUUCCAGACCGUUCUCAUGAGAAACAUAUUUGUGCAUUUUCCUGAUGUUGUCUUCAUCCACAGAACCCACAGCCCCAGUGGCAAAGCUCUGUAUGUGUUCAUGGUGGAUGGCCCUUUCCUGAAGCUGCCAGGGGAGAUGACAAAGGUCAUUCAUUUUGCUGUCCCAGCCAAAGAAACUGCAGAAAGCCUGGCUCACAUGUAUAGGACCUUCAAGGCCUUCAACCCUGAGUGGAGGAAAAUUAAGACCUUUCUGGUAGAUCCACACUUUAGAUUGUUGCAAACUCUUUCUGAAGCAUUCCCAUCUGCAGAGGUGCAGCUUUCUGUUUUCCACGUGUGCAAGCACCUGCAGCAGAAGAUUCAUCAGAUGUCUUUGGAAUGCAUCUCCGAGAGACUGAUCUUAAAUGCUUUGAGGAACACUAUGUGUGCAGCCACUGAAAGCAACCUGAGAAUGAUGCACACCAUUCUGAGUGACUUUGUGAAGCCUGAUUUGCUUCCCCAGCUUCAUACUCACUGGCUUCUUAAUGACAAGAUAUGGGCUAUGCAUAGAUGGAGGAAUUGGAUGGAAUGCAAUCAGUAUUUUAAAGACUUGGAGAUCAUCACACGGGGCUUAAGCCAAGUCUUCUGCACUGGACUGUCUCUGGAAACCUGCAUCACUUCUCUGGCAAAACACUACCAGAACUGUGUUUCAAAGAGGCCCCCUGAUGCUGUGCUGUUCUCUGUUAACCCUCUGAGUAGUACCACGUCUACUGAGACAGUCUUUCAGAGCGUACCAGCUGAGCACUCACCAACAACCUCUCACAACCCCCAAAUAGCUCUUCAGAACCACCCAGCUCAGAGUUCUCCACCAGUUUCUCCCAGUCUCACAACAGCUAAUCAGAAAUGGCCAGGUCAGAAGUCCAUUCCAAAUCCUCUGGUUUUAAUUCCGCAUCCCCUGCCUGCUCCGCAGAGCCCCCUGCUUCUUCAGAACCAAUCGUCAGCCCCUCAGGUCUUCCCUUUUCAGAACCAGUCAGCUCAGCAUUCUCCUUCAGUUUCUCUGAAUCUCACAGCAGCUCAUCAAAUAUGGCCAGGUCAGAAUUCCCUUUCAAAUUCCAUGGUGGUUCUUCAGAACCCUUUGCCCACACCUCAGAACCCCCUGCUUCUUCAGAACCAGCUAGCAAAUCCUCCGAGCCCCUUAGAUCAUUUACCCCAUGAAAUUAAAGUAGAGAUCAUCACUGAAGACUCAAAAAGUGGCCAAGAUGUGGAAUGUAACCAAGAGACUGAAGACCGCAUCAGGCAGUCACUGAGAGACAUUUGCACAGAGCCUGCAGCCAGACUGUGCUUGAACGAGUUUGCAGUGGCACAGAAGUCUGUGCAGCUAAUGGGCACCAAUGAAGACAUAGUCAAUAUACAGAUCCUCGAAGACACCCACAAAGUGCAGCAAAGGGGAUUGAAAAGCUGCACUUGCCACUUCCGCCAGGCUUUCCAGCUGCCCUGCAGGCACAUCCUGGCUGUGUUGAACUCUGAUAAGAAGGUUUUAGAGCCAGAGAUGCUCAGCAAGCAAUGGCAAAAGGAACCUAACGUCUCUCAAGCAGAGCAAAAUGGUACCGAUGGCCUCUUGGAGGUUCUGAAAAGCUCCUGGAAUGAGUCUCUAGAUAAAUCCUUAGCAGUGUCCUUUCUUACAGCGGAGAUUAGCCGGCUUCUUACUCACUGCAGCAGUGAGGAGUUUGAGCGGAGGUACAGCACGCUCCGAGAAUUGGCCGACAGCUGGAUCGGUCCUUAUGUUCAGGUGAAGCUGUAGCUCAGAACUGGAGAGUUCCAUGCCCCUGCUCUCAGCCUGUGACUCUCCCGCUUUCUGUGGCUCGGGGAGAAGUGAGGUGUCUGUUUAAAUGCAGUUACUCCCGUGGUAUGUCUUCCAUUCUUUUCUCCUUAAAGUGAUAUGAAUGUGAGCCUUAAAUCGGCAUCCUGGUGGUUUCCCCUUUGGCUUAAGAUCCCGAACGUGUUCAGCCAAUAGACUUCCCCUUGCCCGUAAGCGUGCGUACGAAUUCUGUCUCUGGGCCAGCCCACGGGAAACACUCCUAGGAGUGGAUUGGGGAAGGAAGUUAAUAGCCUGGGACUAAGGUGCCUGAGCCAUGGCUCAUAUAUUCAGACCUUCAUGGGAUCCCUUUGCUCUCUGUUGCUGCAAGGCUCAUGUGGUUGGUUCCAGGUAGGGAUGUAAAAUAGGGAUGCCAGUGACUAGUCGAAUCAGUGCUCGACUAGUCACUUCUCCCCUCCCCUUGCGG